GGGAAGAGACGAGGUCUAUUUGAACGGUGUAAAGCGGGCUAGCAAACAUUCGAGAGGGAAACAAAGAAGGGUGAACAUCUUACAACUUCUGGACUCCCAAAACUGGAAUAACUGUCUUUUUUUCUGGUCAGGAUACUUUGGCAAUCAUACAAGGUAUCCAUCAUGUCUCACAAACAGAUCUACUACUCUGAUAAAUAUGACGAUGACAAAUACGAGUACAGACAUGUGAUGCUUCCCAAAGACAUUGCAAAGCGUGUACCCAAGACCCAUUUGAUGUCGGAGACCGAGUGGAGAAAUCUUGGGGUGCAGCAGAGCCAAGGAUGGGUGCAUUAUAUGAUCCACCAGCCAGAGCCACACAUCUUGCUUUUCCGACGUCCUCUGCCCAGCAAAAAGUCAUAAGGGAAAUAAUCUCUGGGUCCUCGGAAGAUCAGUCCUACCUGCCACAGAUCAACUUGUCAAAAAAGGAAUCAUGCUGUCAGAAUAAGAAGCUCUGGUGUGGUAGGUGACUUCUAAUUUGGGCUGAUCAUGUUGGACCUCGAGACGGACUAUCACAUUUAUGAACAGUGGUUGCGGAAUGGAGUAUCCGCUGAAGGAAAAAAAAAAAUACACCACCCCUCACUUGGGGAAAAGACUUCUUCAUGUGUUAACAGCAACACGGCGUCUGCCAGAAAAACUCUCACAUCAGCUAACACUGUCUUCUUGACUGAUCUGUCCAACUUGCUGAACCUGCUUGGAUAUUCCAGCUUUUUAGAACAUAUGUUAUAAGAUGUGGGGAGAGAAACUUGUUCAAACAUCAUUCCGACAGAGUGUAUUCAGGGUCAAGCUCAGGUCAAAACACCAGCCAGACAGAAUAGCUGGAUCCUAAAUCCAGUUUGACUCUGAAACAUCAAAGUGCGCUUUUAAGUGACAUGUUGCUGCUUGGUUUAAAUGACACUGUAAAAAUGGCAUUUAACACUUUUUGUCAUGUUUAUGAAAAGCCACACCUGAGUCACAUAAGAAAGAAAAAAGUUUGAAUUCCCUUUUCCAUAAGAGCAUAUUAUUAGUUCAGCCUUCUUUUUAAAGCAAAUCUCUUUGAUGGCUCUGAUUGUACCAGUGAGCUGCUCAGUAUUUAUGAAUGUGUUGCCCUUUCUGAAAUAAAUGUCAACUUUUAAAUCAUAUAAUUGUGGACUUUGGCAGUAUUUGGGGUUAACAACUACUGUAUUACACGAAGCCACUUGACACAUGAUGAUGCACACGAUAAUACAACGAAAUGACUGUUGAUGGCAGACACGACCCUAAAAAUGCUCUUUUAGAAAACAUCUGGAUCAUUAAAUUAAAUGUUGGAAGGCCAUUUGCAUUUAUUUCUGACUGGUUUUGAAUACUACUGCAUCAAGGCACUUGUUUUCUUUGUCCUACUUGUUCUGAAUACUUGCACCCACUCUGACAUGUUUGUUUACCUUCUGUCCUUUUUUUUUUUUUUUUUUUUUUUUACAACCACAUACUGAGCUGCUCUGCUGUCACUUAAACUAAAACUUUGCCUUGAAUAAUUGACUUUGAAUAUGUGCCUUUUUUUGUAAGGUUUAUUUUUGUAAGGUUCUUUGACAGAAUUAGUUUUUGUGUCUUCCAUGUGUAGGAGUAGAGCUGUUCUACCUUUCAGAAUUAUUAAAAAGAAUAAAUGCAAUCAAAUGGAA
This is a messenger RNA of Centropristis striata (black sea bass), 1670 nucleotides long. RefSeq names its product CDC28 protein kinase regulatory subunit 1B (gene cks1b). Gene Ontology annotation, molecular function: cyclin-dependent protein serine/threonine kinase activator activity; protein kinase binding; ubiquitin binding. Gene Ontology annotation, cellular component: SCF ubiquitin ligase complex; cyclin-dependent protein kinase holoenzyme complex. The record is from RefSeq and is a predicted model, not a curated record. NCBI's taxonomy places the organism in Eukaryota, Metazoa, Chordata, Actinopteri, Perciformes, Serranidae. Gene Ontology annotation, biological process: regulation of mitotic cell cycle. Bases 163 to 399 code for a protein of 78 amino acids. The transcript has 4 exons.